Fibroporia radiculosa is the source of this 1239-nucleotide messenger RNA. RefSeq lists its product as uncharacterized. The transcript has 6 exons. Gene Ontology annotation, biological process: proteolysis. Gene Ontology annotation, molecular function: aspartic-type endopeptidase activity. The coding region runs from base 1 to 1239 and encodes 412 amino acids. NCBI's taxonomy places the organism in Eukaryota, Fungi, Basidiomycota, Agaricomycetes, Polyporales, Fibroporiaceae. The record is from RefSeq and is a predicted model, not a curated record.
AUGUUCUACAAGGCCUCCAUGAUCACCUUUGCACUUGCAUUUGUCGCCAGUGCGAGUCCGACGCCUCCCCCCGCCGCCAUCCGCAUCCCGCUGCAGAAGCGCAAUCUGCUCACGAACGAGAACGGCACGGUCGACUCGAAUGCGAUCCUUCGUGAGACCGCUCGUGUGCAGAACAAGCAUCGGCAGAACCUCAUCACUAUCGACAACAAGAUCGGCCUCGCCAACUUCCACAAGGGCGCACACGUCCCGCCCGUCGCCGCGCCGCCCACUGAACACGAAAAACGUCAGGCGGAGGCCCUCGCGGAUGCCGGGCCCUCGUGGACGGGCAUAGUGUCCAUCGGGUCUCCCGCACAGGACUUUGUGAUUGAUUUCGACACGGGAUCGCCGGAUCUGUGGGUGCCGUCCACGCAGUGCGAGGGGUGCAACGCGCGGCACUCGUACGACCCGUCCGCGUCGUCGACGAGCGUGGCCAAGAGCGGCACGUUUCGCAUCGGCUACGGCGACGGCUCGACCGCGUCGGGGCCGAUCUUCACAGACGACGUGAGCGUGGCAGGUAUCGCAGUGCAUAACCAGGCGUUCUCGGCUGUGACGAGCGCGUCUGGGGAUAUCGCCAGCGGCGUCAGCGAUGGCCUCAUGGGCAUGUCCUGGCCGGGCAUCUCCCAGCUGAACGCCGACCCGUACUUCUUCACGGCGGUCUCGCAACAUGCGGUCCCCCAAGGCGAGUUUGGGUUCUAUCUCGCGCCGAGCGGCUCGGAGCUGUACCUCGGCGGGACGGACUCUGGGCACUACACAGGAGACCUGGAGUACCACGACCUCGUCUCGACGAGGGGGUUCUGGCAGAUUGGUGGUGCGACGGCGCUCGUGAAUGGGCAGCCGGUUGUGUUCGGAUUCGAGACGAUCAUCGACUCGGGGACGACAUUAAUGUAUGGCCCUCCGGAUGCGGUCGACCAGGUAUACCAAUCCGUCGACGGCGCGGUCUCGCUGGGAAAUGGGAACUAUGUGGUUCCGUGCGAUUCGUUCCCCGCGCUUGCGUUUUCGUGGGGCGGGAAAGCUUUUGAUAUCAACCCGAAGGUGUUAAACCUUGGACAAGUCUAUGAUGGCUACUGCCAGUCGGCGCUGGGUGGCCACGAUUUUGGUCUUGGAGACAACGUUUGGCUCUUAGGCGACACUUUGAUGCAGAGUGUUUACACUGCAUUCUCGGUGGACAAGCAGGCGGUCGGCUUCGCCUCUCUGGAUUGA